GUCUUUUUUCCUCUGGUACGUGUAACUGAUUGCCUCUGGUACGGAACUUAUCCACCCCUCUUCCCUCAUACUACAAAUCUCGAAUGAUCAAAAAUUAGAAAAUCCAUCAUUUUUAUCUCAUUGCAGGCUAGAAUGUUUCUCCAGUCACUUGUUGCUUUUUGAAAAGUGUAGAGCCAUCGGUAGCUCCUCACUGUCUCUCUUAAAGAGCGAGACUCUUUUUCCUUCAGCUAUUCAUUCUAUUGUUACUAGUCUCGGAGUUGACCUCUAAAAAGAAAAAGCGGCAAGAUGGACGAGGACAGGCUGCGUAUGAUCUGGGAGCGAGAUGUCACGGGCAAGCUCACCCAGGAAGCGAAGUAUGAGAUUGAGAAACUCCAAGCUGAGAAGGUUUUGCGAGACCGAAAAAAAUCGGGAAGGGAAAAGAUCGAAGAACAAGAGCUCUACGUUCCGUUGGAGCCUGAGCUCGUGCUUAGAAAGAAGGCAAAAGGUACAUGCGAUGAAAUGUAUGGAUACAACUACUUUCAAAAGGUAUAUUACGCAAUUUUUUAUCUAAGAAUGUGUUCUUCUGUUCUUUCAUUCUGUGAAACGACUUUGAAUGAACAAAUUGCAGGUAAAGUGAUGUGGUUGGAGAAGGCGUUUCGUGCGCUACGCGAGGGCCGCAUUCCGCAGAGCAGUAUCACGAAAAUUUAUGAAAUUCUUGCGGCCCCGACUUUCUGCGACGAUUGGCACUUUGCUCAGUCAAAGAAGGCCCAUGAGAUGUUUGCGGACCCGGAUAACCUUCGAUUUUUCACGCAGAAUCAACAGAAAUAUCUUCAAUCGGACCGAUUCAAGAUCCAGAAAACUCAUGCGGUAGGCACUUAAUUUGCUUAAAUAUCUUUUUGAGCCUAUAAGUUCUGGCACUUUUCUCACGCUUACCACGUUAUUUUAGUCAAUAGAUUGUGACUUAUUCCGUGAGCGUUUAUGUUUGCUGCAGCUGAGCAGCGGCACGGGACUGCCUGGUUACUAGGUAGUUUCUCGAGGAAUUUCUUGUACUUCAAGUACUUCUACCCUAUGAUAUGCAGGUAGUAAACCUCUUGAGCAGCGAUGAGGAGGAAGAGGAGAUGAAUGUGCGAGGCCGCAACGCAAAAAAAAACGACCCAAGCGCGAAGCCCAUGUGGUUGAUUCGUCAGGAGCGGCGCCAGCAGGGUUUGCCGUCUGACUCGGAGGCCGAGGAGAGUGAAGCAGGCAAGGAUCGAAAACGAGAUGGAGCCCGACGACGAAGCAGAGACCGUCGCAGCACCGACAGGAGGGGGCGGGAUGAUGACACAAGAAGGAGAGACAGGCGCUCGCGCAGUCGUGGACGCAGGCGAGGCGAUAGUCGAGGACGUAGACGGGAGGGCUCGGGCGGGCGACGGGGACGUGGGAGACGACGCAGCGAGUCACGACGACGAGGACGCGGAGGUCGCUCCACCAGGGACGAUUCGCGACGCCGUGGGAAAGACGAUGCAGAAAAGAAGGACGAUGCUGACGCGUCUAAGGCACAACACGCAGCCGCCGCAAAAGGUUCUGCGUUGGCUGCGAAGAUAGAUGUGGAAGCCUUCAAAAAGCACUUAGAGGAGAAGAAGAACAAUCCGAACUACAAGGGCCCGGAGAAGCCGAAGAAGGAGAGAGAUUCGGAUGACAGUAGCGAUUCUGACGACAGCGAUUCGGAUCAAGAGAGCGUAGCUUCUCACCGCCAUGACGACGACGAUGGUGAUGACGGGCAAGAAUCGUCCGAUUCGGACGGCGCAGGAGGCAGAAUAUCGCGAAAGAAGAAGCUUGCUUUGAUGGAGAGGGCAGGAAAACAAGAACGGCGAAUCGACCCUACAGACGAAAACAUGUACAGCUUAGAAGAGUUCUGCGCAGCUUACGGCGGAACUCCAGCCAACCCGCCACGAAUCUGGCAGCAGCAACGACAUACAUCGCAUUGGUUUUCGAAAGGAUUCUAAGAUACUGCUGGCAUUCAUGUAGUGUGUCAAAUAGUCGACAAUCAGGAAAUCCUAUUCGCACUCUCUCUGUCUGAUUCUCAGAAAAGUUGCUCGUCAUUUUUGAGAUUCAUACAUCACCAAAAACGGAGAUCUGGACUGAUUCGAUUAAGUACAUUAAGGGUAGGUUAAAGGUGCUUUUCUUACCGCUUUUUAUGCCUCUCCUAAGGGAGAAAGGCAUAACAAGCGGGGUAAGCGAGCACCAAAAACCUACCUCUAAUUACAGCUGAAUAUGGACUGAGACGAUGACGAUCACAUCUAUGGCUUCACAUUAAUGUAGAGAUUGAUUCACACUUCUUUCAAAAACUCGACGAAAGUUCCUUUUCCUCGCCACCCCUCUCCCCUUCCGUCAUUCCCAUGGCAAUGUUCUAUUUCCCAUUUUUAUCUGUAACUGUAUCAGUGUCGUUAUACUACAACAUAGUUCAUCAUCGAAAGCAAUAUCAUGAUUGCUCUACGAAUCUUAUUGGUAAUUUACGUGAUAAGAAUAUGCCAGUAUUUCUGAUAACUAUAAUUUGUGUUCUGCAAUGACAAACCUUGAG
Molecule: messenger RNA, 2539 nt
Organism: Amoebophrya sp. A25
Lineage: Eukaryota; Dinophyceae; Syndiniales; Amoebophryaceae
Source: the annotation of a GenBank genome assembly